GAGUAGUCAGCUAUCCAUCACAAAAGUGCAAUAAGAUUACACUGAAAAAAAGAAAUAUUUCUCCCAAUGUAAUAGUGCCAUAAUUCAAAAAUAUGUUCGCGAUAAAGAAUAAACUAUUGAUUAUCAACAUCACUGUAAUUGUUGCAAUAAGCAUACAUGCUGCAAAAGUGCCACUUUUUAAAUUGUCGAUUGGUGACAUCGUUAAUAUGAAUUAUUUCGAUGAUUUAUCGACUGAACGCAUGGGAAACCUAUUCAAUUCUUAUAUUGCACCAGUAUAUACAAAAACUGAUGAUUUUGACGAUACUCAUCAUAUAAUUGUCAGUAAGGAAACUUGCUUAUCUUAUGAAUCUUUAGCAUCCUAUACUUGUCCGGAAAUAAUUAUUAAAAAUACAAAAUCUGACUCAUCGAAAAUCCCAUGCAUCGCAGAUAGAAUGAAAUAUAAUUACUUUGGCAUUCACCAAGAUUACAUAAAUCAGAAAUACUUGUAUGGGAUAUUUAGAUUAUGCAGAAUCGUAAAAACCCAAAAUUUAACCAUUCAAGUUAUUGAUGAAAGUGAUUUUCCAAUUACUAAUCAUUUUAUAAAUUAUAAAAUGCUACUCGAUCAAACAGCUGUUUUACGAUUAAAACAUGGUAAUGAAUCACAUGUUGUGUCAUCCAUCACAACGGGAGACUGUUUACUCCAAGUUUAUGUUAACAAUGCUGAGAUGUGUGACUUUUUAACCAAUUGCAAGAAAAAAAUGAAAUUUGACAACUAUUUUUUUGACAGUUCUCUAGGCAAAACCCGCGUAAUAAUAUCCAGCAAUAUGCGUGAUCGUGAAAAUCAGGUUAAUGAUUACUUAGAUAAGUCUGGAGCAUUACUUUUCAAUUUCACUCAUUUACCAAAAACUUACUACGAUAUUCUGAAUCUUCUCGAUACAUACGCUGUUAUUCGUCUUGAAUUACAUUCCCUACCUAAAUUACCGGAAACAUUGAAACAACCAUUAGAGAAAUCGUCUAUUAAAAAGACUUUGUUUAAAUCUUUAAAACCAGGUGACAUUCUUAAUGUUGAUGACUUGAAAAAUAUCAAUUCAUUUAUAACGGUCGAUACCAUGUUAGUCGACGUCUACGAUGAAACAAUAACACCACCCAUGGUGCUUCAAUACACUGAUUGCUAUGAACACAACGAAAACGACGCAGUGAAACUCGAUUUUGUAACUUAUAAAUCGUACCCUAUUUAUUCUCCAGAAUCUUACUAUAAAUUCGAUGUUUUCGAUGAAAUAGUUAAACGCAGACACUAUGGAGUUGAUCGUAGAUAUUUAAAUAGAAAUUACAAGUGUGUGAAGACUACUAUUUGCUCUGAGUUCGAACGACGGAAACUAAUUAUUCCGUCAAUUUAUGUAAUUAAUUUGAACAAACAAAACGCUAAUGAAUCGCUUAUAUUUAACAGUAAAAAUCUAGUUUUUCGUUACAUGGUUAAUAAUGAAACGCACUACGUUGCUCGUACAGAAAAAGGCAAUUGCUUGUUUCAGGCAUUGAUCUAUCCGAAUGACGAUGUCAAAUCCAAAAAUGAUACAACAAGUUUGCCUCUGUUAUACAUAGGGAAAAUAUUAUCAGCAACUAAUGAUCUUAUCCUUGAAAACAGGGCAGAAAAUUAUAUCAAUAAUCUGACAAUUGAUUUAUACAGAACUCUAAUGAGUGCUGUGCAAAAUCCUUCAAUUAGAGCAUCUUUUUUUUCAAAAUUUAUUCACAGUGAAGCACUAGUGUUUACGUCAUUGGCUAUUUGUCGCACUGUCUUCGAAGAAUUUGAUGCAGCACGCAAAAUAAGUCGACGUUCCCGAGAUGAAGUGGCUAGUUUUGUUCGACCUUUAUAA
Molecule: messenger RNA, 1850 nt
Organism: Microplitis demolitor
Lineage: Eukaryota; Metazoa; Arthropoda; Insecta; Hymenoptera; Braconidae
Exons: 5
Coding region: 93-1850 (585 amino acids)
Source: RefSeq, a predicted model, not a curated record